Catharus ustulatus (Swainson's thrush) is the source of this 6783-nucleotide messenger RNA. RefSeq names its product trichohyalin-like. Gene Ontology annotation, molecular function: calcium ion binding; transition metal ion binding. Gene Ontology annotation, biological process: cellular response to cytokine stimulus; regulation of phosphatidylinositol 3-kinase/protein kinase B signal transduction; positive regulation of cell cycle G1/S phase transition. Gene Ontology annotation, cellular component: cytoplasm. Lineage: Eukaryota; Metazoa; Chordata; Aves; Passeriformes; Turdidae. The record is from RefSeq and is a predicted model, not a curated record. Bases 1 to 6783 code for a protein of 2260 amino acids. The transcript has 3 exons.
AUGUCCCCGUUCUUGGACAGCAUCGCCACCAUCGUCGGCGUCUUCCAGCAGCACGCCCGCGGAGAUGGGGACGGCUCCGGGCUGAGCCGCAGGAGGAUGAGGGAGCUCAUCCAGAGGGAAUUCGCAGAUUCCCUCGUGAAGCCUCACGACCCUCAGACCAUCGAGAAGAUCCUGCAGUUCCUGGAGUGGGAUGGGGACGGGGACAUCGACUUCAACGAGUUCCUCCUCUUGGUGUUCAGGGUGGCCAAGUGCUGCUUCUUGUUCCAGCCCAGAGCUCCAUUCCUGGUGCAGAGGACAAAGCUCCCGACCAGUGUAAAAUCCCUUCGGGAGUCAGAAUUCAGGAGCAGAGGGAGCCGCCGGCAGCUCCAAGAGGAGGAAGAGGAGGAGGAACAAAAAUGGGAGAGGAAUCGUGAAGUUGAGCUGCAACAAGACCUCAGGGUCGGGGAGGUGGAGAUCUCAGAAGAAAGGAGGAGGGAUCAGCGGGAACGCCGCACACGGAACGGGAAGGACGCGGAAGAGAGGAGCCAAAACCGCCGGGGUGAGCAGGAACAAAGACAGCGGGAAGGGAGAAGCUGCCGGGCGGACGAGCUGGAAUGUCCGGAGUCCAGGCGGCCACAUCAGUCGUACCUGGAGGAACCGUUAGAGAUCGACCUCAGGGAAUGUGGGAGAGAAGAGAGGGAGGAACGUGGCUACGGACGGAGAACAAGACGGGAAAGGGAGGAAGAAGUGGCUGCCAUAGACCGGAGAGAGACACGGGAAAUUCGUGAAAUUCGCGAGAUUGAAGGUGAUGGAAGAAGAGAAACUCUGAGGUACGAGAGGGACAGAGAGACCGCAGUGGCAGCAGUAGAAGCUGAUGUCAACGUGCGCCGUGAGAUCCGCGAACGAGGAGAGGAGCUGAGACGGAGGGAACGUCCCUGUGAUGGUGAUGAAGAGAGAAUUUCCCGUGUCAGAGAGAGAGAAGAGGCUGUGAGGGAGAGGAGAAUCGAUCGGGAACGCAACCUGGCGGUAUCAGAGAGCCGCAGACGGGGAAGGGAGGAAGAAGUGGCUGCCAUCGAUCAGAGAGAGACACGGGAAAUCCGUGAAAUUCGUGAGGUUGAAGGUGAUAGAAGAAGACAAAGAGAAACUCUGAGGUAUGAGAGGGACAGAGACACCUCAGUGACAGCAGCAGAAGCCGAUGUCAAAGAGCGCCGUGAGAUCCGGGAAAGAGGUGAGGAGCUGAGAAGGAGGGAGCGUCCCUGUGAGGAUGAAGAAGAGAGAAGAAUUUCCCGUGUCAGAGAGAGGGAAGAGACCGUGAGGGAGAGGAGAAUUGAUCAGGAACGGGAACUGGACCUGGAGGUGUCUGAGCGGCGCACACGGGGAAGGGAGGAAGAAGUGGUUGCCAUUGGCCAGAGAGAGACACGGGAAAUCCGUGAAAUUCGUGAGGUUGAAGGUGAUAGAAGAAGACAAAGAGAAAAUCUGAGGUAUGAGAGAGACAGAGAGACUUCAGUGACAGAAGCUGAAGCUGAUAUCAAAGUGCGCCGUGAGAUCCGGGAACGGGAACCACGAGAGGAGCUGAGACGGAGGGAGCGUCCCUGUGAGGGUGAGGAAGAGAGGAGGAUUCGUCCCAGAAGCGAGAGGGAAGAGGUGUUGAGGGAAAGGAGAAUUGAUCAGGAACGGGAACUGGAGCUGGAGGUGUCUGAGCGCCGCACACGGGAAAGGGAGGCAGAAGUGGUUGCCAUUGGCCGCAGAGAAAUACGGGAGAGACAAGAGCGUGGAAUUCGUGAGAUUGAAGGUGGUGGAAGAAGACAAAGAGAAACUCUGAGGUACGAGAGGGACAGAGAGACCUCAGUGGCAGCAGCAGAAGCUGACGUUAAAGUGCGCCGCGAGAUCCGGGAACGAGGAGAGGAGCUGAGAAGAAGGGAACGUCCCUGUGAGGGUGAGGAAGAGAGAAGAAUUUCCCGUGUCAGAGAGAGAGAAGAGGCCGUGAGGGAGCGGAGAAUUGAUCGGGAACGGGAACUGGAGGUGUCAGAGCGCCGCAGACGGGAAAGGGAGGAAGAAGUGGCUGCCAUUGGCCGGAGAGAGACACGGGAAAUUAGUGAAAUUCGUGAAGCUGAAGCUGAUGGAAGAAGAGAAAUUCUGAGGUACGAAAGGGACAGAGAGACCUCAGUGGCAGCAGUAGAAGCCGAUGUCAAAGUGCGCCGUGAGAUCCGCGAACGAGGAGAGGAGCUGAGACGGAGAGAGCGUCCCUGUGAUGGUGAUGAAGAGAGAAUUUCCCGUGUCAGAGAGAGGGAAGAGGCCGUGAGGGAGCGGAGAAUUGAUCGGGAACGGGAACUGGAGGUGUCUGAGCGACGCAGACGGGAAAGGGAGGAAGAAGUGGCUGCCAUAGACCGGAGAGAGACACGGGAAAUCCGUGAAAUUCGUGAAGUUGAAGGUGAUGGAAGGAGACAAAGAGAAACUCUGAGGUACGAGAGGGACAGAGAGACCGCAGUGGCAGCAGUAGAAGCCGAUGUCAAAGUGCGCCGUGAGAUCAGGGAACGAGGAGAGGAGCUGAGAAGGAGGGAACGUCCCUGUGAUGGUGAUGAAGAGAGAAUUUCCCGUGUCAGAGAGAGAGAAGAGGCCGUGAAGGAGAGGAGAAUUGAUCGGGAACGGGAACUGGAGGUGUCUGAGCGCCGCAGACGGGAAAGGGAGGAAGAAGUGGCCGCCAUCGAUCGGAGAGAGACACGGGAAAUCCGUGAAAUUCGCGAGGUUGAAGGUGAUAGAAGACAAAGAGAAACUCUGAGGUACGAGAGGGACAGAGACACCUCAGUGGCAGAAGUAGAAGCUGACGUCAAAGUGCGCCGUGAAAUCCGGGAACGGGAACCACAAGAGGAGUUGAGACAGAGGAAACGUCCCUGUGAGGGUGAGGAAGAGAGGAGGAUUCGUCCCAGAAGAGAAAGGGAAGCGGUCCUGAGGGAGAGGAGAAUUGAUCGGGAACGGGACUUGGAGGUGGAGGUGUCUGAGCGCCGCAGACGGGAAAGGGAGGAAGAAGUGGCUGCCAUUGGCAGGAGAGAGACACGGGAAAUUCGUGAAAUUCGUGAAGUUGACGGUGAUGGAAGAAGACAAAGAGAAACUCUGAGGUAUGAGAGGGACAGAGAGACCUCAGUGGCAGCAGCAGAAACCGACGUCAAAGUGCGCCGUGAGAUCCGGGACCGAGGUGAGGAGCUGAGACGGAGGGAACGUCCCUGUGAGGGUGAAGAAGAGAGAAGGAUUUCCCGUGUGAGAGAGAGAGAAGAGGCCGUGAGGGAGAGGAGAAUCGAUCAGGAACAGGAACUGGAGCUGGAGGUGUCUGAGCGCCGCAGACGGGAAAGGGAGGAAGAAGUGGUCGCCAUCGAUCAGAGAGAGACACGGGAAAUCUGUGAAAUUCGUGAAGUUGCAGGUGAUGGAAGGAGACACAGAGAAACUCUGAGAUAUGAGAGGGACAGAGAGACUUCAGUGGCAGCAGUAGAAGCUGAUGUCAAAGUGCGCCGUGAGAUCCGGGACCGAGGUGAGGAGCUGAGACGGAGGGAACGUCCCUGUGAGGGUGAAGAAGAGAGAAGAAUUUGCCCCAUAAGAGAGAGAGAAGAGGUCGUGAGGGAGAGGAGAAUUGAUCAGGAACGGGAACUGGAGGUGGAGGUGUCUGAGCGCCGCAGACGGGAAAGGGAGGAAGAAGUGGCUGCCAUUGGCCGGAGAGAGACACGGGACAGACAAGAGCGUGGAAUUCGUGAGAUUGAAGAUGGAAGACAGAGAGAAACUCUGAGAUACGAACGGGACAGAGAGAUCUCAGUGGCAGCAGCAGAAGCUGACGUCAAAGUGCGCCGUGAGAUCCGGGAACGGGAACCACGAGAGGAGCUGAGAAGGAGGGAACGUCCCUGUGAGGGUGAUGAAGAGAGAAUUUCCCGUGUCAGAGAGUGGAAAGAGGCCGUGAGGGAGAGCAGAAUCGAUCAGGAACGGGACCUGGAGGUGGAGGUGUCUGAGCGCCGCAGACGGGAAAGGGAGGAAGAAGUGGCUGCCAUUGACCGGAGAGAAACACGAGAAAUUCGGGAAAUUCGUGAAGCUGAAGUUGAUGGAAGAAGGCAAAGAGAAACUCUGAGAUAUGAAAGGGACAGAGAGACCUCAGUGGCAGCAGCAGAAGCCAAUGUCAAAGUGCGCCGUGAGAUCAGGGAACAGGAACCACAUGAGGAGCUGAGACGGAGGGAGCGUCCCUGUGAGGGUGAAGAAGAGAGAAGAAUUUCCCGUGUCAGAGAGAGAGAAGAGGCCGUGAGGGAGCGGAGAAUCGAUCAGGAACGGGAGCAGGAGCUGGAGUUGUCUGAGCGGCGCAGACGGGAAAGGGAGGAAGAAGCGGCUGCCAUUGGCCGGAGACAAAUACGGGAGAGACAAGAGCGUGGAAUUCAUGAGAUUGAAGAUGGAAGACAGAGAGAAACUCUGAGAUACGAACGGGACAGAGAGACCUCAGUGGCAGCAGCAGAAGCCGAUGUCAAAGAGCGCCGUGAGAUCCGGGAACGGGAACCACGAGAGGAGCUGAGAAGGAGGGAACGUCCCUGUGAGGGUGAUGAAGAGAGAAGAAUUUCCCGUGUCAGAGAGAGGAAAGAGGCCGUGAGGGAGAGGAGAAUUGAUCAGGAACGGGACCUGGAGGUGUCUGAGCGCCGCAGACGGGAAAGGGAGGAAGAAGUGGCUGCCAUCGAUCGGAGAGAGACACGGGAAAUUCGUGAAAUUCGUGAGGUUGAAGGUGACAGAAGAAGACAAAGAGAAAAUCUGAGGUAUGAGAGAGACAGAGAGACCUCAGUGGCAGAAGCUGAAGCUGACGUCAAAGUGCGCCGUGAGAUCCGGGAACGGGAACCACAAGAGGAGCUGAGACGGAGGGAGCGUCCCUGUGAGGGUGAGGAGGAAGAGAGGAGGAUUCGUCCCAGAAGAGAAAGGGAAGAGGCCGUGAGGGAGAGGAGAAUUGAUCGGGAACGGGACUUGGAGGUGUCUGAGCGCCGCAGAGCGGAAAGGGAGGAAGAAGUGGCCGCCAUUGAUCGGAGAGAGACACGGGAAAUCCGUGAAAUUCAUGAGGUUGAAGGUGAUGGAAGGAGACAAAGAGAAACUCUGAGGUACGAGAGGGACAGAGAGACUGCAGUGGCAGCAGCAGAAGCUGAUGUUAAAGUGCGUCGUGAGAUCCGGGAACGAGGUGAGGAGCUGAGAUGGAGGGAGCGUCCCUGUGAGGGUGAUGAAGAGAGAAGAAUUUCCCGUGUGAGAGAAGAGGCCAUGAGGGAGAGGAGAAUUGGUAGGGAACAGGACCUGGAGGUGUCUGAGCGCCGCAGACAGGAAAGGGAGGAAGAAGUGGCCGCCAUCGAUCGGAGAGAGACACGGGAAAUCCGUGAAAUUCGUGAAGUUAAAGGAGAUGGAAGGAGACAAAGAGAAACUCUGAGGUACGAGAGGGGCAGGGAGACAGCAGUGGCAGCAGCAGAGGCCGAUGUCGAAGUGCGCCGUGAGAUCCGGGAACGGGAACCACGGGAGGAGCUGAGACGGAGGGAAUGUCCCUGUGAGGGUGAAGAAGACACAAGAAUUUGCCCCAGAAGAGAACGAGAACAGGUCCUGAGGGAGAGGAGAAUCGAUCAGGAACGGGAGCAGGAGUUGGAGGUGUCUGAACGCCGCAGACGGGAAAGGGAGGAAGAAGUGGCUGCCAUUGAUCGGAGAGAGACACGGGAAAUCCGUGAAAUUCGUGAAGUUGAAGGUGAUGGAAGGAGACAAAGAGAAACUCUGAGGUACGAGAGGCAGAGAGAGACCUCAGUGGCAGCAGCAGAAGCCGAUAUCAAAGUGCGCCGUGAGAUCCGGGAACGGGAACCACGGGAGGAGCUGAGACGGAGGGAACGUCCCUGUGAGGGUGAGGAGGAGGAAGAAGCAGAGAGGAGAAUUUCCCGUGUCAGAGAGAGGGAAGAGGCCGUGAGGGAGCGGAGAAUCGAUCAGGAACGGGAGCUGGAGGUCUCUGAGCGCCGUGGCCGCCGGACACAUGGAAGGGAGGAAGAAGUGACCACGAGUGACCAGCGGGAGGCACGUGAGGCCAUCAGGCUGGAGGUGCUGGAGGAGGAAGAUGAAGAGGAGUUGGAGCCGCGACGGUGCCGAUACCAGACCCUGGAUGUGGACACUGGCGAUCUGUGCCCCCCAGGACCUGUCAGUGACCUCAGGGUCCGGUACAUCCCUGCUGACCCCGAGGCCCGGCCCGAAGUCCGGGUUCUCCCCGAGCCCGUGGAGCCUCAGACCGUGGCCUACUUGGUUCAUGUGAUCCAGAACCGCGACGAUCCCAAAGCCGCCACCUACGAGAUCGUGUGCCACCAGCCCGGCCAGCCCGCCAGCGUCCGGACCUGCUCCGUGUCCCCGCGGCCACCGCGGGAUGAGGCCACCAAAUCCCAGGAAAACGCCCCCGAGGAUCUGGAUGAAAGAUGUGGGCAAGAGGUGAAGGAUGGAACUCUCCGGGAUUGCGCUGAGCCAGAGACUGGGAACGGCCAGAGGGUGAAAUCCAAGGAGAUCCGGAGACGCCCCGAGAUCCCCGAGGUGGAGCAGGAUCAACCCCAGGAGGAGAGAUCCCAAAAAAUCCCACGGGAAUGCCAGGAGAGCGAAGCCAAAAGCUGCACCCCGGAGUGUCUGGAGAGGAGAGAUCCCGGAGAAACGCGCAAGGAGGGGAUCCAGGAGGGUGAGGAGGCUCCCAAGGAGGAACCCAGCAAGAGGAGCCGCCGGGAAUCUGGCAAUUCCCAGGUUCCUCGGGAAGGUGGCACCAAGCAGGGCCAGGAGCCCUCGCAGGAGGGAUGA